AUGACGCGACUAUUUCACUUGGAUGUAUGGUCUCCAUACCUUGCACAUUAUCCUUAUGAUCAUCGUCGUCGACGCAUAAAUAAAGAAAGUAUCACUCUCGUUUGGUUUGAUCUAUGUGCAGACGACGAAGACAAUGACGGAGAACUAAUAGAGCGUCUGCGUGCUAUUAACGAUUUUUCUCUAAUUUACCAUGAUUUAGAUGUGUGCCGUUCCUAUGCAGAAUCAGUCAAUACAGAAAAAAUUUUGCUUGUUACAUCAAAUGCAGGUGCCUGUGCAAUCCUACCUGCACUCAACGAUCUUGUUCAACUUGAUUCAGUCUUCAUUUUUGAUAAUGCUGAUACAAUUGCAGAUUCGACAUCACAUGCAUAUUCCACAACCAAACUCGUGGGUAUGUCUAACGAUUGGGCAAAUCUUGAAAAAACUAUUAUCGCAACAAUCAUCAAACUUCGCAAACACAUGGAUUUAUUUAAUUAUUUUGAUCAAAACCAAUCAUCAACACAUAAUAUUACUGAACAACAAUCUGACUUUCUUUGGUAA
This is a messenger RNA of Didymodactylos carnosus, 537 nucleotides long. The record is from the annotation of a GenBank genome assembly. NCBI's taxonomy places the organism in Eukaryota, Metazoa, Rotifera, Eurotatoria, Philodinida, Philodinidae.